CUCAGCGUCCGCCGCGCGGAGGCCUCGGUCGCGGGCCGCUCCGGCCGCCGGGAGGACUGUCUCGCGUGCCCGGCGGCUCGUGCCCCGGUCGCCGCGAUGGGGCUGCAGCAGGUGUGGAGGUUUAAUUCAUUCAGAAGGACUAAUGUCAUACUGCAACAUUUGGGAAUGUCUAAGCACACAGAUGCAGCAGGAGAAGUACUAUUGGAAAGAAGAGGUUGUGCAGGAGUGAUAACACUAAACAGACCAAAGUUCCUAAAUGCACUGAAUCUUAAUAUGAUUAGGCACAUUUACCCACAGCUAAAGAAUUGGGAACAAGAUCCUGAAACUUUCCUGAUCAUUAUAAAAGGAGCUGGUGGAAAGGCUUUCUGUGCUGGGGGUGAUAUCAGAGUGAUCUCCGAAGGUGGAAAGGCAAACCAGAAGAUAGCUCAAGAUUUCUUUAGAGAAGAAUAUGUGCUGAACAAUGCCAUUGAUUCUUGCCGGAAACCAUAUGUUGCACUUAUUCAUGGAAUUACAAUGGGUGGAGGAGUUGGUCUCUCAGUUCAUGGGCAAUUCCGAGUGGCUACCGAAAAAUCUCUUUUUGCGAUGCCAGAAACAGCAAUAGGACUAUUCCCUGAUGUGGGUGGAGGUUAUUUCUUGCCACGACUUCAAGGAAAACUUGGUUACUUCCUUGCCUUAACAGGAUUCAGGCUGAAAGGAAGAGAUGUGUAUGCAGCAGGAAUUGCUACACAUUUUGUAGAUUCUGAAAAGUUGGACAUGUUGGAAGAAGAUCUGUUAGCCCUAAAAUCUCCUUCAAAAGAAAAUAUUGCAGAUGUCUUAGAUGCUUACCAUACAAAGUCCAAGAUUGAUCAAGACAAGUCUUUUAUACUUGAGGAACACAUGGACAAAAUAAACAGUUGGUUCUCGGCCAAUACUGUGGAACAGAUUAUUGAAAAUCUACAGCAGGAUGGCUCAUCCUUUGCCUUAGAACAGUUGAAGGUAAUUAAUAAAAUGUCUCCAACAUCCCUAAAGAUCACAGUAAGGCAACUCAUGGAGGGGUCUUCAAAGACCUUGCAGGAAGUAUUAACUAUGGAAUAUCGGUUGAGUCAAGCUUGUGUGGGAGGCCAUGACUUUCAUGAAGGUGUUAGGGCAGUUUUAAUAGAUAAAGACCAGAGUCCAAAGUGGAAACCAGCGGAUCUAAAAGAAGUUACUGAUGAAGACUUGAAUAAUUACUUUAAACCUCUGGGAAGUAAUGAUUUGAAAUUUUAAGGUGACUAGAUUAUCAAGGGAUCGUUUUGGAGCAAGUGUUGGCAAAGGAUAGUAUAUGGGCCAAAUCCGGCCUGCUGCCUGUUGUUUAUUUUCCCACAAGCUAGGAAUGGUUUCUGCAUUUUUAAAUGGUUGAGGGAAAAAAAACCUCAAAGACUAGUAUGACAUGAUGUGAAAAUUACAUGAAAUUUGAAUAUGGGUGUUUAUAAAUAAAGUUUAAUGGAACAUAGACUCCUCUGUUUACAUCUAUGGCUGCUUUGAGUAGUUGCAACAGCAAUUGUAUGGCCUGCAAAGCCUAAAAUAUUUACUAUCUGAUCCUUUUUAGAAAAUGUUUGCCAACCCAUUUUCCAAAA
Messenger RNA from Nyctereutes procyonoides (raccoon dog), 1595 nucleotides. It is a transcript of the gene HIBCH, whose product is annotated as 3-hydroxyisobutyryl-CoA hydrolase. The coding region runs from base 97 to 1245 and encodes 382 amino acids. Gene Ontology annotation, molecular function: 3-hydroxyisobutyryl-CoA hydrolase activity. The transcript is spliced from 14 exons. The record is from RefSeq and is a predicted model, not a curated record. Gene Ontology annotation, cellular component: mitochondrion. NCBI's taxonomy places the organism in Eukaryota, Metazoa, Chordata, Mammalia, Carnivora, Canidae. Gene Ontology annotation, biological process: L-valine catabolic process.